AUGGACAGCCGCCUGCAGGAGAUCCGGGAGCGGCAGAAGCUCCGGCGGCAGCUCCUCGCCCAGCAGUUGGGAGCGGAAAGUGCCGACAGCAUUGGCGCCGUGUUAAACAGCAAAGAGGAGCAGAGAGAGAUCGCCGAAACCAGGGAGACCUGCAGGGCUUCCUAUGAUACCUCUGCUCCAAAUGCGAAACGUAGGUCUCAGGAUGAAGGAGAGACAGAUGAGGACAAGAUGGAAGAAUAUAAGGACGAGCCUGAGAUGCAGCAGGAGGAAGAGAACCUGCCGUACGAGGAGGAGAUUUACAAAGACUCCAGCACAUUCCUCAAGGGAACACAGAGUUUAAAUCCUCAUAAUGAUUACUGCCAGCAUUUUGUAGACACUGGACAUCGACCUCAGAAUUUCAUCAGGGAUGUAGGCCUGGCGGACCGGUUUGAAGAGUACCCCAAGCUGCGGGAGCUCAUCCGGCUGAAGGACGAGCUGAUAGCCAAGUCCAACACUCCGCCCAUGUACUUACAAGCAGACAUCGAAGCCUUUGACAUCAGAGAGCUCACCCCCAAAUUCGAUGUGAUUCUUCUGGAACCCCCUCUGGAAGAGUAUUACAGAGAGACCGGCAUCACCGCCAACGAGAAGUGCUGGACGUGGGAUGACAUCAUGAAGCUGGAGAUCGACGAGAUUGCGGCGCCGCGGUCGUUCAUUUUCCUCUGGUGUGGCUCCGGGGAAGGGCUGGACCUCGGGAGAGUGUGUUUGCGCAAGUGGGGCUACAGAAGGUGUGAAGAUAUUUGUUGGAUUAAAACCAAUAAGAACAACCCUGGGAAGACGAAGACGUUGGAUCCAAAGGCUGUCUUCCAGAGAACAAAGGAGCACUGCCUCAUGGGCAUCAAAGGGACCGUGAAGCGCAGCACCGAUGGGGACUUCAUUCACGCCAACGUGGACAUCGACCUGAUCAUCACGGAGGAGCCGGAGAUCGGGAACAUAGAGAAGCCCGUGGAGAUCUUCCACAUCAUCGAGCACUUCUGUCUGGGGAGGAGGCGCCUGCACCUGUUCGGGAGAGACAGCACAAUCCGGCCGGGCUGGCUCACGGUGGGGCCCACGCUGACCAACAGCAACUACAACGCGGAGACGUACGCGUCCUACUUCAGCGCCCCCAACGCCUACCUGACGGGCUGCACCGAGGAGAUCGAGCGGCUGCGGCCCAAGUCGCCCCCGCCCAAGUCCAAGGCCGACCGGGGCGGCGGCGCCCCCCGGGGCGGGGGGCGAGGAGCCGCGGCGGGCCGGGGGCGCGAGCGGAACCGGUCCAACUUCCGCGGGGAGCGCGGCGGCUUCCGGGGAGGGCGAGGCGGGGCGCACCGCGGGGGCUUCGCGCCCCGGUAA
Messenger RNA from Pipistrellus nathusii (Nathusius's pipistrelle), 1368 nucleotides. Lineage: Eukaryota; Metazoa; Chordata; Mammalia; Chiroptera; Vespertilionidae. The record is from the annotation of a GenBank genome assembly.